Molecule: messenger RNA, 2001 nt
Organism: Dioszegia hungarica
Lineage: Eukaryota; Fungi; Basidiomycota; Tremellomycetes; Tremellales; Bulleribasidiaceae
Exons: 6
Coding region: 1-2001 (666 amino acids)
Biological process (GO): tRNA methylation
Molecular function (GO): tRNA (uridine) methyltransferase activity
Source: RefSeq, a predicted model, not a curated record
AUGCCCACCCCUCCAGCCGCUCUCGCGUCAGCAGGGGCUACCUCCCCGACCCCUCCCUUCAGGCCGACCAUCCUCACCCACCCCGACCCCAACUCCGCCUCGGCCUCCACCCCGAGCUCGGGCGAUUGGAUCCCCCUCCUCUCCUCUCCCGCCCACUUCCCGCUCCCCAUAUUCCUCUCCACACUGAAAGAUCUCUGCCUGCAUCCCGAACGCAACUCGUCUCUCAUCUUACGUGCCGACUCCCUCCCCCCUCGUCCCAUACCCGACUCGGACGUCCCUGAUGACUUCACCCCGGUAGAAGAGGUCCGCGUGCGCCUGAUGCCUCGUCAGCCCAAGAGGGAUGGCAAGCUCCUCCAGCGAUGUCUGUUCUUCCGGGCGGAGGAGGACCCGGCGGAGGGCAAGAAGGAGGAGGGACAGGUGUUGUAUCUGCCGGAAGUGAAGGAGAGGGGGGAGGUCCCGUUUUAUUAUCCGCCAGUGAGGGGGUUGAGGUAUAGGUGGGUCGCGGAGCCGCCAGCUCUUGACGAGAAGGAAGGGGAAGCGGACGAGGAGGAGACGAAGGAGGAGGAGCUCGGAGGGCAGGAACAAGGGGAGGUCAGAUCGGAAGAAACGAAACCGCCGCCUAUUCUCGGUACGAUCUCAAUCUCUUACCUACCCUGGCCAGAUGCCGCCCCUCCCACAUCUACGCCCCCACUCCUCUCUGCUCCUCCCAACUCCCUCUCCCCAGCCCGAUCUCUCCCGCAUCGUCGAUCCCCACUCUCCGCGCCGCCCAUCGGAGCGGACGGGGAGACGGAGCAUGAACCCGGCGCGGCCGAAGCGGACGAUAACGAGCCUGUUGCGCCUGCUGCUGUUGUGCUGGAUGCGUCGCCUCCGCCGAGCGCGGUCGUGAGCGAUGUGAAAAAGUCGACAGAGAGGAUAACGCGGAUAGCGGCUGUGCUGCUCCAGACGGUGUAUAAGCAUGGGUUCGGGCGGAUGGUGGGGUACAAGAAGAGGGUGCAUCACGAUGUCAUCGUGCAGAGGGAACCGUUCCAGGAUCUGUACCUUGUCUUGAAAGAACGGCAUCGCCACCUUGAUUCGAGAGCGCCCAAGCCGGGAAGUACAAGUACAAAAGUGGAAGAUGUCAAGCGGCAUGUAUUCAAGGAUUUUGACGUGGGCUUACCAGACGAUCCUCUCCUCCCCACCACAUCCCACUCUCAUCUACGCACUAUCGAUACCCAACUCUCUCCGGUCGACCUAUCCGAAUGGGGCCAACAGGACGUCGCGAUCGCCGCCUUCCUCAUGCUUCUCUGGAAAGACACGUAUCCUGCGCGGGAAGCGCCCCUGAGUUUGAAGGAGAGGGUGGAGGAGGACUGGGACACGUGGGGCAGGCCGCCCGGCGGCUUUGUCGAUCUAGGCUGUGGAAACGGUCUCCUCGUGCAUGUUCUCACGUCAGAGGGGUAUCACGGGAAAGGCUACGAACUGCGCAAACGACGGACAUGGCCCGCCUAUCCGCCCGAGACACAGCAAAACCUCAUCGAGCUGCCUAUUGACUUUCCGAGCUGGUUUCCUUCUACUAUGGCCGAAUGGGAGGCGGGGAGUGGGAGGGAAGGGCGGAAUCCCUGGAUCCCACUCCUCUCCCUCCUCCCGCCCACCCCAGUCCCAUUCCUCUCCCUCCCAUGCUGCGCCCACACCCUCGACUCCGCCUUCACCCCCUCCGUCUUCAAUCCGCCCCCGCACCCCCACUCGCCCUCGACGGGCUUUGACGCAGGCCUCGAGGCGGGCCAGAGCAGGUACAAGGCGUACCUGAUGUUUUUGGGUUCGGUGGGGUUGAAGUGCGGGUGGGAGUGGGAGAAGGAGGGGCUGAGGGUGCCGAGUACGCGAGGGUGGGGGAUUGUCGGAAGAAAUAGGUGGGCCAAGACGCCCGAAGAGCUACGGGAGUGUAGAGAGUACGCGCUGGGUGAGGUCAAUCAAGUGAGGGCGCGGGGGGCGUUCAAGGUCCGGGUCAAAGAAGGGAAAGAGCAUUGA